CUCUGCGAUGGGAUGGCGGGAGUCCAUUGGGCUGGGCAGGCAGGUUCGGCUGGCGAUGCUGGGGAGGAGGAGGAGGAGGCUGCUGGUGGUGAUCGCGCCCGUCCCCCUCUCCGCAGGUCUGUGACAAGCAGAGAACAAGGCAACGACAGCGCAGCCCGGCCUCGGCUGACGGACGCGGGCGGCUCAGACAUGGACAGUGGCUGCCACAACGCGACCGCCAAAAUGUUAGCGACUGCCCCGGCCCGGGGCAGCGCGAUGAGCACCUCCAAACCCUUGGCUUUCUCCAUCGAGCGGAUCAUGGCGCGCACCCCGGAGCCCAAGGCCCUGCCGGUCCCCCACUUCCUGCCGGGAGCCGUGCCCAAGGGGGACUCCAAGCACCCGCUGCAUCUUAACCCGUCGAUCCCUUGCAUGAUCCCCUUCGUGCCGGUGGCGUACGACACGAGCCCCAAGGCUGGACUGACAGGCUCGGAGCCGCGGAAGGCGAGUCUGGAGCCUCCGGCGGCUCCGGCGGCGGGGUCCGCGUUCAGCUGCAGCGACCUGCUCAACUGCGCGCUGGGUCUCAAGGGCGACCUGGCCCGCGACGCGCUGCCCCUGCAGCAGUACAAGCUGGUGAGGCCGCGCGUGGUCAAUCAUUCUUCCUUCCACGCCAUGGGAGCCCUGUGCUACCUGAACCGCGGCGACGGCCCGUGCCACCCGGCGGCGGCGGGCGUGAACAUCCACCCGGUGGCCUCCUACUUCCUCAGCUCCCCUUUGCACGCGCAGCCCAAAACGUAUUUAGCCGAAAGGAACAAACUGGUGGUCCCGGCCGCGGAGAAGUACCCCUCUGGCGUAGCUUUCAAAGACUUGUCCCAGGUUCAGCUGCAGCACUACAUGAAGGAAAGCGCGCAGCUCCUGUCGGAAAAGAUCGCCUUCAAAACCUCCGACUUCAGCCGAGGCUCUCCGAAUGCCAAACCCAAAGUUUUCACGUGCGAAGUGUGUGGAAAGGUCUUUAACGCUCACUACAACUUAACCCGUCACAUGCCGGUGCAUACGGGAGCCAGGCCCUUCGUGUGCAAAGUGUGUGGAAAGGGGUUCCGGCAAGCCAGCACCCUGUGCCGGCACAAGAUCAUUCACACCCAGGAGAAACCUCACAAAUGUAACCAGUGUGGCAAAGCGUUUAACAGAAGCUCCACUUUGAACACGCACACCCGGAUACACGCGGGCUACAAACCGUUCAUAUGUGAAUUCUGUGGCAAAGGAUUUCAUCAAAAAGGGAAUUACAAAAACCACAAGCUGACCCACAGCGGGGAGAAGCAGUUCAAGUGCAAUAUCUGCAACAAGGCUUUCCACCAGGUCUACAACCUCACCUUCCACAUGCACACCCACAACGACAAGAAGCCCUUCACCUGCCCCACGUGCGGCAAGGGCUUCUGCAGGAACUUUGACCUCAAGAAGCACGUCCGCAAGCUGCACGACAGCAGCCUGGGGCUGGCCCGCACGGCGGCCUGGGAGCCCGGCGCCGACCCGCAGCCCGCCGCGCAGCAGCCGGCGCCCGCCCCGCCGCUGCCGCCGCAGCUGCCGCCCCCUGGGCCUCUGCAGCCCGGGCUCCACCCGAGCCACUAGUGAUCAAGGCCAAAGUCCCGUCCCAGUUCAGCCCAGCUCCCCAACACCGAGGCGGCGGCAGAGUGGAGCUGGACCCCCCGAUCCGAGCUGGUCUGCAGACCCCAGGGCAUGCUGGGCCCCACACAUGGGCCCCGACCAAAAGCCGCUGCAUUGCUCAGCCUUUCGCCUCUUGCAUGCCCCUGAUACAUGUCUCUGUGUAUUAUAUUCUAUACCAUAGACACUGACAAGUAUGAAA
This is a messenger RNA of Myotis daubentonii (Daubenton's bat), 1837 nucleotides long. It is a transcript of the gene FEZF1, whose product is annotated as FEZ family zinc finger 1. The record is from RefSeq and is a predicted model, not a curated record. Gene Ontology annotation, cellular component: nucleus. Gene Ontology annotation, molecular function: DNA-binding transcription factor activity, RNA polymerase II-specific. Gene Ontology annotation, biological process: regulation of transcription by RNA polymerase II. Lineage: Eukaryota; Metazoa; Chordata; Mammalia; Chiroptera; Vespertilionidae.